GUAAUUGAGAGAGAUACAAAAGAGAAACUGUAAGGAGAGCGAGAGAGCGAGAGAGAGAGAGAGAGAGAGAGAGAGAGCAAAAAAGCUAAAGAAGAGAGAGUUUGUUUAGCUGAUGAACAAUGGAGGAAGACAUCAGAAAGAAAGGAAUGCUCUAUCAGCUGCAGCAUCGCUUCGGAAAGAAGUGGAAGAAGGUGUGGUGUGUGCUGCUGGCUGACAGCAUGAACAGCGUGGCUCGGCUGGUGAUCUACGAGUUCAGGCAGGCGUCGGUGAAGGAAAACCAUGGUGGGAAGAGGCCCGAGACUAAAAAGGUGAUCCUGCUGCGGGACUGCAUUCAGAUCACAGAGAGCAAGAGUGGGGAGUGCCCGAAAAACUGUAGCACCUUCCAGCUGGAAACCACCAACAAAAUCUACACGUUUGCUGCGAACGAGCCAGACGUCCAAAGCUGGGUCGCAGAACUGUGCAGGCUGGCUUUCCCAUUGAACCAAGCUGAGAGCAGAUUAGCCGGGCAUGGCAGUGUCCUUCAACCCCCUGUGAGAGAUCCCUCGUCUGUGGAGAUGAAGGAAAACUCUCUCUAUGAGACCGCCGCCAGUGCACGAGAUUUCCUGGUCAUUGCAAUGGACACAGAAGCGGCAAUCCGGUGUAAACUGUACGGCGAAUACUUUCUGACCCCACAUGAUGACUGCAUUCUCCUAAAGGACUGUAAAACCAAACAGGUCAUCCUCUCCUGGCCGUACUGCUUCAUCCGGAAAUUCGGGCAGGACAGGCUGUCGUUCUCCUUUGAGGCCGGUCGCAGGUGUCAAACUGGUGAGGGAAGCUUUGAGUUUACAACCACCAAUGGAGAAAGCAUCUUCAGAAUCAUCAGCGACGCCAUCCAGAACCUUCCGUCGGCCGAAAAACCAGCAAAUAAACCCAAAAACUCAAAAAAAGCAGAUCCCGCUCCACAAAGCAUGGAUGACACAUGUGUUUACAGUACAGUAAACCACACAUCAUCUGACUGUGCAGGCCAGGAUGCCAUGCUUUCUUCUGGCCCAAAGCAGCGCUCAUUAAAAAAACUGACCCCAAACUUCAGGAGCUUGUCACUGAACUCCAUUGAACCUCCAAACAAGGGCCAAGUAAGGAGUAUCAAUAGCUGCCCUUCUUCUACUUCCUCUUCAACCCCUCAAGCCCAGGAGCCUCUUUAUGCUAGCAUUAGCAAACUUCGCGGUCAAAAUGAGUCAAAAAAUGACCAAAAAGCCCGCCAGCAUGGCAUCAAAGACUACAUACACGAGCUUGGUCCACUUCCUGAUCCUCUGGAGAGCAUGACUUAUUCUCAAGAAGAACCCAUAGAAACAUCUCAGAAGGACCUGCUUGGUCUGUCUGAGGACUACACUGCUGAAGCCAUUUAUGCAGAACCAGAAGACUAUGAGGCCAGGGCCCCUUGGGAGGUGACUGAUGCUUAUAAUCACCCAGAGGAGAUAGAAAAUGAUAUAGACGAUGAGAAAAACGGAGAAGAACAUGAGGACUAUACGCCAGAUGGAUUCUCCACCUAUGAUAACCUGAUGAGUAAAAGAAAGAUAUAAUGUUGUGAUAAGGUCUUAAGCUAAUGUCCCUUUAUCGCUGUGUUAAUAAUAGGAAUAUCAUUAAUAUCAAAGGUAAAGUUAACAUCUACAAAACCAUAUCCAGUGGUUUUUCAAAAUUUCUGCAUCAUGAAAUAGAAAGACAUAAACAAAGUCAUUCAGAGUGGUUUGAUGUAAAAUGUUUAAUUGCAGAGAGUAAGUUAUUACAUGAAAUGAGUAUGAAUACAUUGCCUGAAGCCUGAAACACUGAGCAAUUAAUAAUCUGAUAAUGGCAAAAAAGAUUAUUUUGUAAAUAUUCCAAUUAAUGCAUUGACAUGCUCUUAGGUAAUCAGAUAAUGGGAAAACUCUGGGCUUACAUGAGUCAGACAGUAAUCAGAUUUCUGCUUUGUAACCGGCCGAUAAACUCAUAGAAGAAGACAUAAACGUAAUGUAAAACUCAAACUUCAUACUUUUUUUAAAUACAUUAAUUUAUCUGAAAAUAUUGACAUACAUCAUCUAGAAGAUGAAGAAUAUUUAAAUACUUCAUUUCAUAAAGUCGGAUUCGGUUUUCAUUCCAAAAGCGUUUUGCUGCAUCUUGCAGUAACGCUGCUUGCUUAUUUCUGAUACCGCCGUCUGAGACUGAGAAAUCCGAAAGAAAUCAGAGUAAGAGUUUACAUGCACUGAGAAAUCUGAUUACUGAGCUAAAAUCCAGCCUCUGUAUUGGAUUUCUAAAUGGAUGGUUUAUACAACCAUUUGAAUAAUCAGAUAACCACAGAAAUUAGAUUAUGAUCAGAUUAUUGAGGGCAUUUAUGUUUUUACAAUAAUUUUGAAAAGAAGGCAAGUAGAAAUCUUGUUUUUUCCAUAUUUAUCACUCUUUUCCCAUCAUAAACAUUCCAUAUAAAACUUAGAAGGCACGUGUAAGUUCACUAGUCCUUUUGUGUUGUAGACAUGGCGGCAAAUGGUUCCUAUCACCACCACUGUAAGGAAAUCACUAAAUUCUAUAAAAUGCAUCAUAUCCAAGCAAACCACUCUGAAUGACUUUGUCUACAUUUCAAAAAUUCAAUUAUGUGGAGGUUUGGAAUCUCCUUUUAAUAGCACAAGGAAGAAAUGUUAAAAACCCUUUAUGGCAUAUUGUUGCAUUAAUUUAUCAAGUACAAUGUAAAAGCUUGUUUUAUUUCUUUUUUCUUAGGGAAAAUUGGGGGCUUUAUGUGUAACUUGGUAGACUUUCAUCUGAUCACAUACUUUCGAAAUUGAGUCUGUACCUCUUUUCACACAGUUCACAUGUUGAUGUCUAGCUCCUGAAUAGCUCCCAAACCAUAAACAGACGUAUAAUUCCAUGUUUACACACAACUACUAAUCAAGACAAAAACACAAUCAUUGGAAGGUUAUAAUUUCUUUUUCAUAAAUAAAGCUUCGUUAGAUUUUAUUUGUCUUAAAAAAUUUGCAAAAAUAACAUUGUUGCCAUAAGGCAACAGCAUGCACCAAUGGAACUGCAGUAUUGAAUAUGCUCUCGUUGGACACCAAGCUGAUGUUGUUUUAAUCAUUAUAAUUAUUUUUAUACUUUUCUGUUUUUAAAUCAUUCAUACAUAUAUGGCUUUUAUGCUGUCAUGUUUUCUUGUCUUGCCUCAAAGAUAAAUGUUUCCUAUGGCAGGACAUGAAUUCACUUUCAUUCUGUGCUUACAGACCACAUUGUGACAUGCUGUUGCUAUAUGGCAACAAAAUGAAAAGUAUGCCUUCUUCCCAAGAACUCCCCAACCGAAACUUUUAAAAAUAUAAAAAAAUACUUCUAAUAAUUAUAACAUUUUCAACAGGAAAACCUAUUUUAUUGUUUUUCAUAUAUAUUUCCUAAAUUAUGCUGUAAAGGGUUAAAAUCUGUUAGUGUAAUAGUAAAGUCUUGAAAAGUUUUGAAGUUCAAAAUGUAAUAUCAAAUAAUAUUCAAUAUUAAUAUUCAAAGUAUUAAAAUAAAAUAGAAUACAAAGUCAAAAUAUGUUGCAUCAGCACCAUUUCUGCCAGACAUAAGUAAGCUAAAGGACAAAACAGUGUUGACAUAAUACUAUUUCUUGAAUUCAUAUGAAAAUUAUGGAUGCAUUUACAUAAAGUGAGUUUAGAGCAGCACUUUUUAGUGCAGUCAUCAAGAAAUGAAAAGCUGGAAUUUUCAAAUGAUGUAAACAAAAAUGUAAAAAUGGAGUUAUAAGUAAAUUAGCACAGCGAUGAUAUGGCUCUGUUUACUUCUGUUAGUGUGAUAGCAUUGUAGCAUGAAUAGGAUGUAGAACAGAAUGUGCUAUGAAUAUGCAUGAACAGAAUAUGCUAUUCUGCAUGCAUGUAUGUUUAAAGUAUAUGCAUCCAGAUGUACAGUAAUUUAUGUGCAUAAUUAUUUGCUGUUAUUGAUUUAUCUGUGUAUUUAUCAAAAAUAUGAUUUGAUCAUUAUUAUUAUUUUUUAACUAUGCUAAUGCAAAUAUUUUAAUCCUUUAAAUCUAUUUCUAGUUCUAUUCUGUUUCAUAUUGUCAACUUAUUCAACCUGU
Pygocentrus nattereri (red-bellied piranha) is the source of this 4057-nucleotide messenger RNA. Its product is annotated as docking protein 3. The record is from RefSeq and is a predicted model, not a curated record. Bases 120 to 1559 code for a protein of 479 amino acids. Lineage: Eukaryota; Metazoa; Chordata; Actinopteri; Characiformes; Serrasalmidae. The transcript is spliced from 5 exons. Gene Ontology annotation, biological process: positive regulation of MAPK cascade; cell surface receptor protein tyrosine kinase signaling pathway. Gene Ontology annotation, cellular component: cytoplasm.